This is a messenger RNA of Acanthoscelides obtectus, 489 nucleotides long. NCBI's taxonomy places the organism in Eukaryota, Metazoa, Arthropoda, Insecta, Coleoptera, Chrysomelidae. The record is from the annotation of a GenBank genome assembly.
GGGAUAUUCACCAACUAUAAUCUUGCCUAUGAGGUGCAUUUCUACCGGGUGUGAAUUAGGGACUUGUCCGAGUUGGUCAGGGAUUUACCGUUCUUAUUCUUUGGGUUCACGCUUUCGAUUACAUUUCCAUAUCCAUUCAGUAUUAAUCUGACGUCUAUACAGUGGGCGACACAUUCAUUGUCGAAAUGGCUCCAAAUAGAAAAACUGAUGCUUAAACAAAAAAUUGAGACUGUUGAUGUUCACAAUAAGGAGAAGUUAAGUGUAAGGAACUUAUCCAAGCGUUUUAAUAUUGGAAAAACAGAAGCUGCAGAUAUAAUUAAGCAUAAAGAAAUCCUUCUAAGGAAAUGGAUGUCGAACAGCAAUUUGAAUAAAAAAAUAAGCUUUUUAACGGGUGAUGGUUCAAAAACUGACAAAUUGUGUUAUGACUGGUUUAUAGCAGCUCGUCAUAAGGGGAUUCCUUUGACACAAGCUUAUUUCCAAUACUCAUGA